AGAGGAAAGGAAAAGAAACAAGGAGCCCGAGACCACUCAGAAGGUGGAGUGUUGAGUGAGUGAGGCUCCAGCAUCUCUCACAUCUCCUGCUUCUUCGAUGUCACCAAGGUGGACCAGAGCCACCACCUUCCAGAAAGGAGAGAUGAGCUUCUGAGCCCUCCGUUCCCUAUGCACAGUCUGACCUGGGAGGCUGGCGGUAAGAGCCUGUCCAGGAGGCUCCAGCAGGAGGCGCCCUCCCCCCCUAUCCCCACACACCAAAUUGGGAAGCCUGGGCCUGGGCUGGCCAUCCCAGGGUCACUGGACUAGGAUGGGGGAUGGGCCUGUGACGGGAGGUGCCCUGGGUGUCCUCUUCCGGCCCCAUGGAGUCCUCUCCCAUCCCCCAGUCAUCAGGGAACUCUUCCACUCUGGGGAGGGUCCCUCAAACGCCAGGUCCCUCUACUGCCAGUGGGGUCCCAGAGGUGGGGCUGCGGGACGUGGCCUCAGAAUCUGUGGCCCUCUUCUUCAUGCUCCUGCUGGACUUGAUCGCUGUGGCUGGCAACGCCGCUGUGAUGGCUGUUAUCGCCAAGACACCUGCCCUCCGAAAAUUCGUCUUCGUCUUCCACCUGUGCCUGGUGGACCUGUUGGCCGCCCUGACCCUCAUGCCCCUGGCCAUGCUCUCCAGCUCUGCCCUCUUUGACCAUGACCUCUUUGGGGAGGUCGCCUGCCGCCUCUACUUGUUCCUGAGCAUAUGCUUCGUAAGCCUGGCCAUUCUCUCGGUGUCGGCCAUCAACGUGGAGCGCUACUAUUACGUUGUCCACCCCAUGCGCUACGAGGUGCGCAUGACGCUGGGGCUGGUGGCCUCUGUGCUGGUGGGUGUGUGGGUGAAAGCCUUGGCCAUGGCUUCUGUGCCAGUGUUGGGAAGGGUCUCCCGGGAGGAGGGAGCGCCCAGCACCCCCCCAGGCUGCUCACUCCAAUGGAGCCACAGUGCCUACUGCCAGCUUUUCGUGGUGGUCUUUGCUGCCCUUUACUUUUUGUUGCCUCUGCUCCUUAUCCUUGUGGUUUACUGCAGCAUGUUCCGAGUAGCUCGAGUGGCUGCCAUGCAGCACGGACCGCUGCCCACGUGGAUGGAGACGCCCCGGCAACGCUCCGAGUCUCUCAGCAGCCGCUCCACCAUGGUCACCAGCUCGGGGGCUCCCCAGACCACUCCGCACCGGACGUUCGGGGGAGGGAAGGCUGCCGUGGUCCUCCUAGCUGUGGGGGGACAGUUCCUGCUCUGUUGGUUGCCCUACUUUUCUUUCCACCUCUACGUGGCCCUGAGUGCUCAGCCCAUUUCGACCGGGCAGGUGGAGAACGUGGUGACCUGGAUCGGCUACUUCUGCUUCACUUCCAACCCUUUCUUCUAUGGAUGUCUCAACCGGCAGAUCCGGGGCGAGCUCAGCAAGCAGUUUGUCUGCUUCUUCAAGCCGGCUCCGGAGGAGGAGCUGAGGCUACCUAGCCGGGAGGGCUCCAUUGAGGAGAACUUCCUGCAGUUCCUUCAGGGUACUGGCUGUCCCUCCGAGUCCUGGGUUUCCCGACCCGUACCCAGCCCCAAGCAGGAGCCACCUGCCGUUGACUUUCGAAUUCCAGGCCAGAUAGCUGAGGAGACCUCCGAGUUCCUGGAGCAACAACUCACCAGCGACAUCAUCAUGUCGGACAGCUACCUCCGGCCCGCCCCCUCACCUCGACUGGAAUCCUGAUGGGCUUCUGGACACUUGGAGGGAGAUGGGGCUGGGGCCAUUGACGACUGAAGGAACAUCUUGUGGGAUCACCUUUUCCCAGCUAGCAGGGGCUGGGGCUGGGGUCUCUGCACACAGCUUUUGCUUAGCUUUUUCUGGGUCAGGAACAAUGCCAACAGGAUGGACGUGUGGCAAAAGCCUUGGACAUGGCUCUGAUCCUUGACUACUGGGGGAGGGAACCUGGUGAGAUGGUAAUGAGAAUAAACGGUCACCAAGGAUUGGCCUCCCUGAUCUCUCUCCUCAUGGCAGUGACCCACCUCCAGCCCCCUGGACAAUCGGGUACAAGAGACUAAGGUUGGGAAUGGGAAGGGUGGGGUUUCCAUGGUCCAUUAAAUGCCUCCCUUCUCCCAUUCAUCGCUCUCAAAAUUAGCUUCAGUGACAAAAGACUUAAAUCUCUCUCCUACCCGAAGCCCUGGGUUGGAGAGAGGGCACAAGAGUUGGGUUCAGCUGUUUACUGAUUGAGACUAUAGGAACUUGUUGGUUGGUAUUGGUGGUGGUAUUUUCAAGCAGGGGGAAUAGUUGAAAAUUGGACAGGACACUCAUCUGGGACUACCUGUCCAUCCACUUCCCUCUGUUGAAUCAAAUAACACUAAAGGAUUGAGGCAGGACCAGAGGGUGGUUUGAUCUGUAUUUAACAAAUUCUUGACUCAUUGAACAUUAAAGGGUAAGAUGGGCUGGUGGGAGUGGGCCCUUUGAAUGGCCAAUAAAUAAUUUUUAUUAUAAAAAGUUAUACUGAUAUCAACAUUUCCUAUUUUAGUCCAAUUCAGUACAUAAUAGUUGAAUACCCAGUAUUCUCUGGGACCCACACAGAGUCACUGCCUUUGAGGAGUUCAUAGUCUAAUUUGAUCAGGCACCUUGUAUUUUUACAGAGCAUUUAUAUCUGGUAAAACACUAAAGAAUGUUGGAGAAAUAUACUAAAGAACACAUUGCAGUUCAGUCCACUGCAGCAAGAUACUUACAUGGAAACUUCCUGUGGGCUGUGGAAAGUGUGAGGGUUGUAAAUGAAACCCCAGUUGAGGAAAAUAAUUUACUUACUGAGACUGAGCAAAUCUCCCUUUAGAUCUAGGAAAAUUUACAGGUUUCUGUCUUCC
This is a messenger RNA of Lynx canadensis (Canada lynx), 2845 nucleotides long. It is a transcript of the gene GPR61, whose product is annotated as G protein-coupled receptor 61. Gene Ontology annotation, biological process: G protein-coupled receptor signaling pathway. Bases 360 to 1715 code for a protein of 451 amino acids. Gene Ontology annotation, molecular function: G protein-coupled receptor activity. The transcript is spliced from 2 exons. Lineage: Eukaryota; Metazoa; Chordata; Mammalia; Carnivora; Felidae. Gene Ontology annotation, cellular component: plasma membrane; signaling receptor complex; endosome. The record is from RefSeq and is a predicted model, not a curated record.